AUGGUCCAGAUAUCACAUGGAUGUCAAGAACAUCAUAAAUGGUUUAAGAAGUGUUUAUAUGAGGCAAUCAAACCUGCGACCAAGAAAAAGUUUGCCGUUGUCCGAGGAGAGCUCAAGAAUGAAACAGAAACAGAAAUCAUAUUUCCUCCAGAAUGUGACGGUCAAGAUAUAUGUUAUCAUAAACCGAAGAACUAUCCAGAACAUAAAUUCCUUAGCGUUGUAAAGGACUUGAAAAAGCAACCGUUUGGAAUCAGAGUCAGGGAUUUGUUGCAUCCGGUCGUACAAACUGACCACUAUAAACAGGAAAUAACAGAAGUGAAAUGCAUAAAAGAAUCAUCAUCAUGCAUGGGUGGCGUACUGAACACAGUACUGUACAGUGCAACAUGUGCUACCAAGUAUAGUGAAAUACAAUUACACACAUUGAAUCCCAAGACUAACCAGCUAGAGAAAAGUACCGCAAGAAUUGCUGUUUGGUGUUAUUGUAAUAUUGUUAACAGUAACGAAUAA
This is a messenger RNA of Achroia grisella, 507 nucleotides long. RefSeq lists its product as uncharacterized. The transcript has 5 exons. Lineage: Eukaryota; Metazoa; Arthropoda; Insecta; Lepidoptera; Pyralidae. The record is from RefSeq and is a predicted model, not a curated record. The coding region runs from base 1 to 507 and encodes 168 amino acids.